ACCACCACCCUCAAAAACACAAUCGAAAUCAAAAUCAAAAUCUUCUCGAAUAGAUUCAUCUAGGCACCAAAUUUAAAUAUUAGAAGAAUAGAAAGAAGUGCAAAAUUUUAGAGAUUAAAGAAUAAUUUAAGGUUGUGCAGUGUACAAAUGAAACAAUAAUGUGAAGUAAGGAAGUGGAGUAGCGUAGAUUCCCGUGCUAAAGCGGUGGAAGACACACACACCCGCCAUCUUCCUUCACUUCCGCCUCCUCUUCCCUAGGGCUCCCCAUCUCCGUCUUCACAGCUUACAAUACAUUGCACUGACAUCAAUAGCAUUUACACCUCUCUCCCAUCUUAUUACUUUCAUUUUCAUUAAACCCAACGCAACAAUAUCCCCCUUUUGUUUAUAUCUAAAUCCAUGCUUAUUCCCUCAAUUAAUUACCCUUCCAACAAAAAGGAAAACAGAUAAAGAAAAGGAGCUUUUUGGAGUGGGAGAUCUCUGCAAAUUCUUUAAUGUUUCUCUGCUAAACAUGUCACGCUCUUCAUUCAUCUUCUUCAAUUCCCUUCUCCCAUUUUACUCUAGUUUCUUCCUAGUUUAACCAUUUUAACCCAAACCCACUUCUCCAUUUCUCUGGAUAUGGCGAAUUGGGGCGGAAUUGGGAAUCUUGCAAUCACACCACUUGAUCUUCAAAAAACAGAGCAACAACAUACUACUAAGGAUCAUGAAGAUGGGGAUGGAGUUAAAGCCAAGAGGCGGCCACGAGGGCGGCCACCAGGCUCCAAAAACAAGCCGAAGCCACCGAUUCUCAUCGCCAAAAACACUCCCAACACCCUUCAAACCCACGUUUUCGAAAUCGCCACCGCCACGGACAUUGCCCACUCCAUUUGCACCUUUGCCCACCGACGCCGCCGUGGGGUUUCCAUUCUCAGCGCCACCGGCCUCGUCGAUGACGUCACUCUCCGUCAACCCCCCGGCGUCAUCACCCUCCACCAACGCUUCGAGAUCUUGUCUCUCUCUGGCGCUUUCCUUCCCACGCCUUCCCCCCACGGAACUUCCGCAUUGACCGUCUAUCUCGCUGGCGGCCAAGGGCGUGUCGUCGGAGGCCUCGUCGCCGGCCCCCUAAUAGCUGCCGCCCCCGUCGUAGUAGUUGCAGCUUCAUUUACCAAUGCUAUGUAUGAAAAACUGCCGAUGGAAGAAGAUGAAGAGAAAACAGAGAAGGAUAAGCAAUUGGAAGAAAACAUUAACGGAAACAAUUCAAUGGGAGAAUCGUCAUCAUUGGCAGCAGCAAGUUCUUUGGGAGUUCAUAAUUUGACUCCUAAUACUCAAAUUUCACAAGAAAUGUUUUGGGCUCCUCCUCCAUCUUAUUAAAUCAAAUGGUAUAUAUUAUAUAAAAUAUUGGGCUUUCAUAUU
Molecule: messenger RNA, 1389 nt
Organism: Cucumis melo (muskmelon)
Lineage: Eukaryota; Viridiplantae; Streptophyta; Magnoliopsida; Cucurbitales; Cucurbitaceae
Product: AT-hook motif nuclear-localized protein 22
Exons: 1
Coding region: 616-1347 (243 amino acids)
Cellular component (GO): nucleus
Molecular function (GO): DNA-binding transcription factor activity; minor groove of adenine-thymine-rich DNA binding
Source: RefSeq, a predicted model, not a curated record